CACUCCUCUCCAGCUCUCCUCCCUACCCUUCCCUCCCCUGCCGGUGCUUGCCGCCGCCGUCAGAGAGGGCGAGGAGGGCGGCUAGGUGGAGAAGAAGCAGCAGCAGCAGCAGGAGGAGGAUGGGGUUCAUCUCGUUCGUCGGGAGGGUGCUCUUCGCCUCCAUCUUCCUCCUCUCCGCCUACCAGGAGUUUAGUGAAUUUGGGACUGACGGUGGACCAGCAGCAAAGGCAUUGAAGCCAAAAUUCAAUCUAUUUAUGCAGCAAGUGUCGAAGAAUUUAGGAAUGGCGGUGCCACAUAUUGAUAUAAAAACUGUCAUUGCGGCUCUCAUGUUCCUUAAAGGCUUUGGUGGUCUUCUGUUCAUUAUCAGCAGCUCAUUUGGAGCAUUCCUACUGCUUGUUUACUUGGCGUUUAUAACACCUGUCGUGUACGACUUCUACAACUAUGAAAUGGAGUCAUCACAGUUUGUUCAACUUUUUGUCAAGUUCUCACAGAACCUGGCACUUUUUGGUGCACUUCUUUUCUUCUUGGGAAUGAAGAACUCUAUUCCAAGAAGACAUUCCAAGAGGAGGACUGGAAAGACCAAGACGAACUGAAACCAGCAACUGCAGUAGGGGAAGAUAUAUGUCGUCCUUAUGUUUGCAUACUUCACAACAGUACACGUCUCAAUUUUCCUCUUGAUACUCCCUAGAAAUUGUGAAUUGGGGACUUCAGAACCUAGUAUGUAGGAUACCUAAGUUGUCUUUAUCAGUUCUGUUAUCAGUAUAUUCCGUUGUCUCUUCUGUCAUCAAAGUGUCAUUGUGCUACCGAAAUUGUUCUGUCAAAAGAUCAAAUAGAUUCAUAGCAAUUGUUUCCA
Oryza brachyantha (malo sina) is the source of this 853-nucleotide messenger RNA. RefSeq lists its product as uncharacterized. NCBI's taxonomy places the organism in Eukaryota, Viridiplantae, Streptophyta, Magnoliopsida, Poales, Poaceae. The record is from RefSeq and is a predicted model, not a curated record. The coding region runs from base 120 to 593 and encodes 157 amino acids. The transcript is spliced from 5 exons.